Molecule: messenger RNA, 2788 nt
Organism: Mauremys reevesii (Reeves's turtle)
Lineage: Eukaryota; Metazoa; Chordata; Testudines; Geoemydidae
Product: glypican-5-like
Exons: 8
Coding region: 809-2344 (511 amino acids)
Biological process (GO): positive regulation of canonical Wnt signaling pathway; cell migration; regulation of protein localization to membrane
Cellular component (GO): cell surface; plasma membrane; extracellular region
Source: RefSeq, a predicted model, not a curated record
UGUACAGAGGGCUUUACAAGCCUGGCCUGAGUGCGUUUCCUUUCUCCUACUGUUGGGUUUGGUGCCGUCCCUUUCGCACAGAUUCUACCUAGGCCCGAGGCAGGAAAGCCCCGAGAGUGGGAUCCUAGCUGCACUGAAGCCCAGCAGAUCUCCCUUGGAUUUUAGUGGGGCAGGAGUUCCUCUCUAGUGCUUCCUCUCCCCAUGGCCCGCGUUUAGGUACCCUGGCUUUCGGACAGAGCUGAGCCAGCGGCAGGGCAGAGCAGGGCGUGUCGCUCAGCCUCGAGUCGCCCAGCGUCCCAUUGUGCAAGCUCAGUGGGGGCUCCCCGCGGUGGCUAACACAGCGAGCGGGCUGGGCUGCGCUGGCGGCGAGCUUGCCCACUAGCUGCAGACAGUGCGGCUUUAAAGGAGACUCCCUCCAGAUUUUUUUUUAGUCUAAUUAUAGCACAAGCCAAUGAGCAGAUCGGCUGCUGCUCCCCUCCCAGACCCUGCCUAGCGAGCGGGGCUAGGCGGCAACAGCAAGAGCGGCCGGCGCCCUCCCUGAAGGCAGCCCGGCAGGAACCGAGCUCCGCUGGCCGGGGGGAUCGGACGUGCGAGGCUGCUCAGCUGGUGCCGGCGUUCGGACGCUUCAGCGAGCUCAGCUGGUGCCGGCGUUCGGAGGCUGCAGCGCUCGGUGCCCGAGCGGACUCAGACCCCCCCAGUCUCCUGCAGCUCGCAACUUCGCCCAGGGGCCGGUCCCGCUCCUGGGCACUGAUUAGCGGGGGCGUGCUGCUGUCCCUGGCUUGGCUCUGCCCCCGGGGGGAAUGUGGAAAUGGCCGGUGACAGGAGCCCUGGGGUCUUGAGCCGGCAGCGUUUCGGGUUCUUGCUGCUAGCUGCGGCGGCGGCUACUGGGCUGUGCGGCGGGGUCUCUGCAGUCAAGUCUCCCAGCUGCCACGAAGUGAGGACAGCGUUUCAGAUCCGGCAGAUCGGCCCCCUCAAGCUGGUUCCCGAUGUGCCCACUGCUGAAUCGGAUUUGCAGAUCUGCCAGCACCGAGCACCAACCUGUUGCACUAAAAAGAUGGAAGAAAGCUACCAGACAGCUGUUCGGAGAGAGAGGACUCAGAACAUCCAGGCCUUGAACUUUGAACUGAAAUAUAUGAUAGUUGGUCAUAUCACAGCUUUUCAAGAGGCCUUUGAGUCAUUGCUUCGCUUUGCAGAGAAUCACACAACCUCCCUGUUUGAGACGGCUUACAGAACCAUGGCAAAAGAAGCUGCAGAGCCUGUCAAAGAACUUUUUACAGACCUCUCUCUGUAUAUUUUGGGUGCUGAGACUACAGUGGAAAAUGCAGUUUUACGGUUCUUCGACAGUCUCUUUCCUUUGGUUUACAGUCGGCUAAUAAACCCUGGAAUUAUAGAUUUAUCAGAGGAAUAUACCGAAUGUCUACGACUAACAAGACAAGACAUAAACCCCUUUGGACAUUAUUCUAAAGAAGUGGUUACAGAGCUGUCAAAAUCUCUUUGGGCAAGUAGGAUGCUAAACCAGGCCCUCAAUAUGGGCAUUGAAGUGAUAAACACAACUGAACAUGCCGCUCUUACAAAGGAAUGUAGCAGAGCACUAGUGAAGAUGCAGUACUGUCCACAUUGCCAAGGACUGACACUAAUCAGACCUUGUGUGGGAUAUUGUCUAAAUGUAAUGCGAGGCUGUUUGGCCAGUGUGUCUGAGCUGGACACUCAAUGGAGGGAGUAUAUCUCCACACUGGAAUAUCUGACUAAUGAAAUGGCUGGGUCACAUGAUCUGGAACUUGCACUUCUGAGAAUCAAUAAUUCAAUCAAUGACGCUAUCCUGCAUGCACAAUUGAAUGGGCCACAACUCUCUGCCACAGUUGACAAAGUGUGUGGCCAGCCCCAAGAAAGAGAAGCAAAACCUUCACCAGAUAAUAUAGUGCAAGCAAAGGACGUGCCUGAAACACAGGCCCUCACGAUGGCUCACUCUGCUAAUCUAAACAAUAAAAGGAGUUCUCUGCCUCUGAAAGCUUCAAAGAAUGACAAAUCCAGAAGUUUGAAAAAAAUCUCUCGAGAGUUCAUCAGCUACAUGAAACGAUCCCGAACCUUUUAUGCCUCUAUAGCAGAAAGGCUGUGUGAUGGGGACCUGGUGAUGCGGGACAGCUCGACUUGCUGGAAUGGAGAGGAUGUUGUGGAAAGUUACACCAGCAGAGUUGUUUCCAAUGGACUGAAGGCACAAAUUAAUAACCCAGAAUUGAAAGUCAAAGGAUUAGACCCUCUCAUCAGUCAUUUAAUUGACAAACUUCAUCAUUUUAACCAGGGACUAGAGAAGGGAAAUGCAACAAGCCCUUUGGAGUUAGUGUGAAAUACAGGCAUGAGGGAAGCUGACUGAAGAAAAUGCCUGACAAGAGAUUGAAGAAAAAGAAGAGUUUUGCUUCUUUAUGCCGAAAGAAAGAAAAGGACCACACGGAGUAAAUGUGAAGGGCAGAAACAAAAGCAAACAGUUUUAAGAGUGGAUUAAGUGCACAUAUAGAGGGAAAUUGACUAUAAAUGUCAUCUCAAAGGAAAGGGCGCACUUAGAAUAAGUAUAUGUGGCUGUUAUGUCCUAAAAUUUCUUAGGUUCCUAUUGUUUUGUGAAUUGACUGAGCAUCUGCUGAGUCACCAGGCACCAGUAAAAUCCAGCCCUUUAUGUACAGCACUAAUUUUGUCAGUUCUUAUGAAAAAAUACAGACAAUUGGCUAAGGAAGCAGAGUAUUGUUUCAUUCUGCUGUAGUCAUUUCUGACCUAAUAAGCGUUUAGAAAGGACUUU